Molecule: messenger RNA, 1929 nt
Organism: Nakaseomyces glabratus
Lineage: Eukaryota; Fungi; Ascomycota; Saccharomycetes; Saccharomycetales; Saccharomycetaceae
Gene: GYP1
Product: GTPase-activating protein GYP1
Biological process (GO): activation of GTPase activity
Cellular component (GO): Golgi apparatus
Molecular function (GO): GTPase activator activity
Source: RefSeq, a predicted model, not a curated record
AUGGUGGUAAGAACUGGAUCUAAGCAUAUGUAUGAGAAGGAACGGUCUAGCUCCAACCAUGAGAGCUCAUCUUCUUUGGUUACGAGUCUGAUGAAGUCUUGGAAAAUUUCUUCUUCACCAUCGUCAUCUAAACGAACUUCAAGUUUACCAUCGUCACCAUCGACACCGGUAUUAAGUAGUUCCCCAACUACAAACACAGCAGCUAGUGCUAAGGCCUAUGGUUCUAGGACUUCCAGUGAUUCACUAUCAAAUAUGGGGUUUUAUAAAGUGGCUGACGGUAAUAUUGAGGCUUAUUCAAAGAAACAAAUAUCUUCGAGACGUACUUCUUCAUCAUAUUCUCCUCUAAGAUAUGUCAAUCCGCUAUCAAUGAGUUCUUCAUCAGUUUUAGAGAGUCCUAGGGCAAAUAGUGGGCUUGGUCUUCAUAAGUAUAAUUCACACGGUAACGGAGGCUCCACCUCAAGAAGAGCCUCUGGUCAUGAUGUUAAGAAGCCAGCUAAGUAUUUUAGAGAUCUGGAUGAAGAUUGGAGUGCUGUAAUUGAUGACUAUAAUUCACCAAUACCUACCAUGGUUAAUGGUGGGUACGGAGCGAAAAUAUCAAGAAAAGCAUCUGAAAGUAAUACUCUCUCAAGGGUUUCCACUUCUUCUUCAGUUGCGACAAAUACAACUACAAAGGUUGGAUCAAAUUCUUUGUCAUACCCACAACUACCACAAUUGAAAAGAUCAGAGACAGAUCAUUUGCGAACUCAAAAGGAGCUUGAGGAUACAAAGGAAGUGCAACACCUAAAUGCCAUUAUUAAAAGAAUUGCAAAAUUUGAUUCUAUACUAAAAGAUAAAAGUAUUAUAAAUCUUCAAGAAUUAAGGCAAGUUAGCUGGAACGGUAUACCAAAGUGCCAUAGGCCUGUUGUAUGGAAAUUAUUAAUUGGAUAUUUGCCGGCGAAUAUCAAGAGACAGGAAAAUUUACUUAAUAAUAAGCGAAAAGAAUACAAGGAUAGUUUGGCACAUACAUUUUCUGAUAAACAUGCUAGGGACGAACCAACAUGGCAUCAGAUUGAAAUAGAUAUACCGAGAACAAACCCUCAUAUUCCAUUGUAUCAAUUUAAAACUGUACAGCAAAGUUUACAGCGAAUUCUAUAUCUUUGGGCUAUUAGGCAUCCUGCAAGUGGAUAUGUCCAAGGUAUCAAUGACUUGGCGACACCUUUUUACCAGACAUUCCUUACAGAGUAUUUGAGCCCUUCAAAGAUAGAAGAUGUGGAAUCUACGGAUCCACUCGAUUAUAUGACACCAGAACAGAUAGAAGAUGUGGAAGCAGAUACAUUUUGGUGCUUAACUAAGCUACUAGAACAAAUAACAGAUAACUAUAUUCAAGGUCAACCGGGUAUUUUGAAUCAGGUGAAGAACCUGAGCCAAUUAGUGAAGAGGAUUGAUGGUGAUCUGUAUAGUCACUUUCAAGAUGAACACGUUGAAUUUAUUCAAUUCUCAUUUAGAUGGAUGAAUUGUUUACUAAUGAGAGAAUUUCAAAUGAGUGCUGUAAUUCGUAUGUGGGAUACUUAUCUAGCAGAAACUUCAUCCGAAUCAUCAGCAACCUAUUCACAUAAGGCUGAAUAUGGUCCUCCAAGAACGCCUACGGAGCCCAGAGUUUCAACAUUCACAACGCCUGUAAAGGAGUUUAAUUCACCGUCAGCAUCGAUGAAAAGCGCUGAAUCAACUAAGCUUUCGCAGUCAUCUCUGAAUGAAUUUCAUGUUUUCGUUUGUGCAGCAUUCUUAGUAAAGUGGAGUGACCAGUUACUUGCAAUGGAUUUUCAAGAAAUAAUCACAUUCUUACAGAAUCCACCUACCAAGGAUUGGGAUGAAAAUGAAAUAGAGAUGCUUUUGAGUGAGGCAUAUAUUUGGCAAUCAUUGUACAAAGAUGCUACCUCUCAUUGGCUCUAG